UAAUAAGAAGGGAACCCAGAGACAGAGAGACUCAGAGUCGAAAGACACUCAUCCAGCCCUGCAAUGCCCAGUAGUACCCCAAGCACCAACGGAAUCAUGCCUGAAGUAAAGAAAGCAGGAAGAAAAGGAUCAAGAGCAGAAGCAAAUCCUGCAGAAAAGGCGCCACCAUAUGACCCCAACAUCACUGAACCCAAUACUAGAGCUGAGCUGAUGAAAUACUGGAUAAAUCUCUCUCUGGAUGACAGAACUGCUCAGAAAAUGUUGUGGCUCUCAGAAGGUGGAGCCAAAGUGUCACGUAUGUCAGAGGAAGUGUGUCCUGUUCUAGACAGGCCAGAGAGAUAUGAACAUUCACCACAGGUGCUGUGUAAGGAGGGUCUUCUGGGCAGUCGUGGGUACUGGGAGGUGGACUGCGAGGGCUGGGUGGUGAUUGGGGCGGCGUGUGAAAGCGCAGGGCGGAAAGCUAAGGAUGGCCAAUGUGGGCUGGGAGAGAACGACCUGUCAUGGGGUGUGGGCUGGGCCGGAUCCUGCUACCACGUCUGGCACAACGGAGAGAACAUCGAAUUCCAGGCUCCCCUCUGUCCCACCAUCGGCAUCUACGCUGACCAGCCAGCUGGCAUCAUUAAGUUUUUCCUGGUCGAAGAUGGAGAGAACGGCUCAAAGGAGGUCAGACUGAUUCAUCGGUUUGCAGCCAGUUUCAAGGAGAAGCUCUUCCCUGGUUUCUGGGUGGGCAGGAACUCCUACUGCUGGAUCCGAAAGCAGGAUCAGUAGGGGGUGAAUACAUGAAGAGACGGAGGGGUUGGGAGGAAACAGGGUAAGGGUUAUGUAAGAAAGAGUAGAGGAAAGUUUGAGAAGGAGUCAUUGGUAGGGAGUAAGAUCCAAAUCAACAUAAAUGAUACUAAAACUUGCAUUCUAAACCUGAAUCUGCUUGUAAGUAACCACUAGGUUGCUGCAAAAUGUAGUGUUUUAGUAUUUUAACCAGCAACUGAAUUGGUGUAGCAUUAAUCUUUAUACUAUUUUGAAUAGUCACUGUAUUCAUUUUAUAUUCCAUGUGAUGGCAAAUACAGAUACUGUAGGAAAUAUUUAUCGCUGUAGUCUAAUAAACUAGUUCAAAAUAAUAAUGAUGUGCGAUAUACGAGUGGUGUGUUGUGUUUUUACUGCUGACGUGUCUUUAAAAGCAAGUAAAGGUCUUGGGGGAUAAUCAAGGGGUCAGUGUUUAUCUGGUUAGUGUGACCCAGUUCACAAAGCUUUUCUCUACUGACAGACGUUCAAAAGUACUUUUUUGCAAAAUGUUACACCAUUGAACAAUUCUCUGAGGGCUUUUGAAAGCAUUUGUACAGAUUUUACUCUGAGGU
Sinocyclocheilus anshuiensis is the source of this 1352-nucleotide messenger RNA. RefSeq names its product tripartite motif-containing protein 16-like protein. The record is from RefSeq and is a predicted model, not a curated record. Bases 64 to 768 code for a protein of 234 amino acids. Gene Ontology annotation, molecular function: protein binding. NCBI's taxonomy places the organism in Eukaryota, Metazoa, Chordata, Actinopteri, Cypriniformes, Cyprinidae. The transcript has 5 exons.